UUCCUGCAAGGAAAACCAUUGCGCGCCGCACAGCCAUGGGCCCCAGAGCAGGUGCCCUGGUGAGCCCAGGCCUUGCCCUCCUGGUGUCACUCACUGCCCACUGCUCUCCUCCCAACACCAAGGGUGCCUCCCAGGGAGGGCUGGAUGCCAGCAGGGCCAACCUGUGGGCCAGUGCCAACACCUCCCUCCUGCAAGGCUUCUGGUGCCAGCCGGCCAGCCAGCUGUCCCGGGACCAGCUUGCAGCUUUGAUCAGGAGGAUGGCAUUGCAGCAGGUCCCCCUCAGAGCCUGGCAGCUCAGCUGCCUGGCCAACCUGGCCGCCCGGCAAGGCCUCCAGCGUGACUUUGAGCUCCACCCGCCGGACCUGCUGCUCUUCUAUGACCUGACACAGGUGAGAGAAGCCAACUGCCGGGCCUUCAUCCACCGUGCUGCCCAGGGAGACACAGAACUGCUGGCCAACCUGCCUGACCAGAGGGCCGCCCUGCAGCACAGGGCCCUGGCCUGCCUGGGAGGGCCCCGUCCACGGCUCAGUGCCUCUGACCUGCUGCUCCUCGGGGUCCUGGUGUGUGACAUGGACGCAUCAAGCAUCAUGGCCGCAGACCCCUGUGUGCUGCAGAACCUGCUGCGCUGCCCUCGGCUGACAGCCACCCAGCAGUUUGCCCUCAACAGGCUGCUGGCCAGUGGCAGGACCAAGCUCGGGCCCCCUGGCUCCUGGAACCUGGAGGGGCUGCAGGCUCUGGGACCUCUGGCCACCUAUAUCAGCCCUGGCCUGUGGAUGCAGGUGCAGGAGGCCGUGGGCCUGGACUUCUUCGGCAGCAUGGUGGCCAUGUGCCGGGAGGGGCAGCUCAGCCAGCGUGAUGCCAGGCGCUUUGUCACCUGCUUCCUUGAGGCCAAGGCCAAGUUGGUUUCCUCACGGUUCAAGAGGGACACAGGUCAAACCUGCAUCCGCGGCGACAUCACUGCAGCCACGCUGCAGGACAACCUCUUCCUGGUGCGCUACGACUGCUCACAGCUCGAGUCCUGCCUGGGCAACCGCAUGCUCAGGGCCAACCUGGACCCCCUGCUGCAGCACCCGCUGCCUGCCGAGUGCCAGCAAGUUGUCAAGACCAAGUUGGCUCAGGUCUACCCGGGCGGCAUCCCUGAGGAGCAGCUGCGGCUCAUCCCCUCGCUGGUCUACCUCUACUCCUGUGGGGAGAUCGGCCGGUGGCACAUCACAUCCAGGGACACAGUUGUGGCCCUGCUGGCCCCAGAUGGGGCCCUGGAGAACCAGACGGAGGCCAUCCUGCAGAAGUUCCUGGACCACAACGGCACUGUCACUGGCGCCCUGCUUGUGGCCAUCGGGGGCUCCCGCCUCUGCUGGAUGAGCCCCCGGCAGAUCCAGGCCAUCCAGCCCUCAGAGUUCCGGCUGGCCGGCACCCUGGAUAUCUCCUCCUGCCCUCAGAGCCAGAAGAACGUGCUCUACGCCAAGGCCCGAGAGGCCUUCAGCAGUGCCAGGACAGUGGCUGCCUACUACCGCCUCAUGCGCCCUUACCUCGGCGGUGCCCCGGUGGAGGAGCUGCGGCACCUGGCCCAGGCUAACGUCUCCAUGGACAUUGACACCUUUACCAACCUGAACCCCCGUGUGCUUCAGAGCCUGAGUGUGGGCAAUGUGACCACACUGCUAGGCCAGAAUGUAGGGGACCUGCAGAAGGCUCGCAGCCACCCGACCAUCAGCUCCUGGCUCCGCAGCCUCAACCAGUCAGCCCUGGGUGAGCUGGGCCUGGACACGGACCCUACUGGCCCCACUGGCCCAGCCCACUCAACCACUGGGACCCCCAGCACCACACCCUGGAUGCCCCAGCUAGCCCCCACCUCAGACCAGCCUGGGAGUGAUGCCCCCAGCUCAGGCAGCCCUCCAGCCCACCUUGGGUACCUGCUACUUGCCAUAGCCCUGCCCUCAGGCCUCCUGUGGCUGCUGUAUUGGGGCACCCUGGAGCCUAGCUGGGACCACUCAUGGGGCACCUGCACCAUAGCUUCUGAAGGCAGCACUGGCCGGUCCCUGCCCACACCCAGCUCCCAGGACCUGGAGCCAGACUGA
Messenger RNA from Camelus dromedarius (Arabian camel), 2075 nucleotides. Its product is annotated as mesothelin-like protein. Gene Ontology annotation, biological process: cell-matrix adhesion. The record is from RefSeq and is a predicted model, not a curated record. Gene Ontology annotation, cellular component: cell surface. Bases 36 to 2075 code for a protein of 679 amino acids. The transcript has 16 exons. NCBI's taxonomy places the organism in Eukaryota, Metazoa, Chordata, Mammalia, Artiodactyla, Camelidae.